AUGGAUGUUAAAUAGAUUCUGAAUGAUAUUGCUGAGUAUGGUGAGGUAACUAAAUCACAUAUUCACAAUUUACAUGCAAACUUUUUAAGUGAUUCGAAGUAAUAAAAUUCAAAUAAUUUAUAGGAAGUUCACAAAAUAGUUGGAAUAGUGCUAUUUAUAAUUAAUUAAAAAGUGUAGUGGAACUUCAAAAUAAUGUAGAGUUUUAUUUGAAAGCUUGACAUAAUAAUUUUUGGGUUUCAUGAUAAAUAGAUGGAAAUAAUAAUCAAAGAAACCAUGUAAGAACUGUAAAUAGGUUGGAGAUCUUAGAAUGUAUAAGAAAUAUUAAUCAUAUAGGUUUAUUCUUUACAUGAUAAAACUAUUUGCCUAAGGAGUUGAUUCUCAAAAUUAUUAUACAAGAAUAUUAUGUGGAAGACAUCUAUUCAGGAUUUUACAUAACAUUUCAGAGAAAUUAUAUAAUAAGUUAUUUGAUGAUAAGAUAUCUUAUGAAUUAUUGAAUAUCACAGUGGGAUUGUUUUUGAAGAAAGGAAGAAAAGAUGUUGGAAGAACUUAAAAAGGAUUGGCAAUAAAACUUGGAUCAUAUUUACAAAAUAUUACUUGGGAAGAAGGAAAAUCAAAAUAAUUGAAAUAAGCAAUAUAAGCUUUACAAAUAUAGAUGGUAAAGACUAUUUUAGAAGAGGAGAAGAAGGAAUUAAGGCUUGAUGCUUUAAUUAAUACUGAUGUAAAUGAAUUCACAUUGUAGUAUAUACUGCUUAGACUUCGAGAUAUAGAUGUGAACAUAAGAUUACAAGUAUUGACUAAACUUAUAAAAAAUAAUCUAAAUAUUUAAUAAUUAAAUAUUUUGGAUAGAUAUUAAGUGAUUUAUGAUGGUUUAAAAGGUAAUAAUAAGAAAGUUAUAGAAUAAUGUCAUUUCUAUAUUUAAUAUUCUUUUGAAUAAUUGAUGAUAAAGAAUGAAAAGAAAAAACAAAAUAAAUGCAUUUAAUAAGUAGUAAGAAACUUUGUAAAUUUAUUUGAAAUCGAAAAAACAUUAAUAUUUCCUUAAUUAUAUUCUACUAUUCAAGAUGUCUUAAAAAUAAUAAUUGAAUCAUCUCAUCAAGAAAACUUAUUAAUAUAUUUCUAGGAUACAUUAAAGAAUCUAAGUCAUAGGACAAGUGGAGCUGAAAUGACAUUUUUAAAAGUUGUCUGUAAGAUGAAUGAUAAUUCUUAGGAAUAAACUUAAUUAAUGUCAUAAAUGAAUUAAAUAAUAGAAUAGAAUUAUCCCAGUUCAAAAUAGAUAGCAUAUAUAUUAGAUUAUGAUUUAGAUUUGCUAUAAUACAAUGAAAUAUUUUAAAUUGCUGAGUUAUAAUUAUAAAAAUCGGAGAACAAAAUAGAAUAAAAUAUUUUAUUAGAUUAAUUGGUUGAGUUUAUUAGUGAAUACAAAUAAUUGGAAUGCCCAAAAAUAUAAUGUUAGAAAUAUAAUGAUAUUUAUGAAUUCAAAACUAAUUAGGAAAUUGAAUUUUAAUGGUUUGCCUAACAUUCAUACUAAAUUUAAUUAGUUAAAAGUUGGUAUGAAUUACUGAUACCCGCAAUGAAAGUCAUUAAAUUAUUGGUAUAAUCAUAGGAUCAUUUUAUUGACCUUGUUCUAAAUGUUUUUGAAAAACUAUAGAAAAGAAAUGUUAUGGAAAAGAUAUAAAAUUUGGAUAAAACAAUUAAAGAAAAAGGAGAUUAAAGAGAGAAACUUAGAAAUGAAAUACUAUAACUAAUGAAAUAAAAGAAAUAUGAUCAUAAAACACUAGAGUUGAAUCAAUCAGUAUUGAAGGAAUUAGAUUAAUCUUUAUUAUCAAUAUUUAAUGAAUUAGAUUAACUGAAGGAAUUUAAUUAACAAAUUGAUUUGCAUAGUUUAUAUUUAUUAGAUGCUUUAAUAAAUUAGUUGGAUUUCAACAAAGUUCAAGAUUGUAAAUUCAUUAAAUUAAAGAAUAUUAUUGUCUAAAUGAAUAAAAACUAUUUACCUUUUGAAAACUGCUUAGCUAAGAGACUAUCUUAUCGAUGUUUGGCCUAUAUUCCCUUAUUUGGAAUGAACAUUGAUGGUAGUGUUAUUCCGAAAUUUGCUAAAUUUUUACAAAACCCAUAUGAAUAAUCAUAAUAUGAUCCUAUAAUUGUAAUUAUAGCAUUAAGAAGUAUAUUGGAUUCCUUUUCGGUCUAUCAUGAAGAUCUAGUUUGGGUAUAUGAUUCAAAAUAGUAUGAAAAAUGGAAGAUUUUGUAAAUAAUAGUGAAUUACAUUUUCAAUCAUAAUUCCGUCGUUUAAUUAACAGCAAUUAAAGGUUUUGGUAAUUUACUAAUUAAUAAUAAAUUAUAAAAGCCUUAUGUUUGGAUUGCUCAAUUAUUAUUUGUUUGGUUUGAUUGUAAGUUUAGAAAACAAAAUGAAAAUCUUGAAAGAAUGAGUUGUAUAAUUAAGAUCUAUAUCAAUUCUUCGGCUUAAUCCCUGUAUACUUUUGAAAAAGCUUUGGAGAUUUAUUUUGGUGUAUGCUUUCAAAUACUUAAAGAUAAAGGUUCAAUUUUAAAUCCUUAAAUCAUGGGUAGUUAAUAAUUAUUUGAUAACUCAUUGAUUCAAAUAUCCACUAACAGUGUUAAAUUUAUGAAUUAUAAGCCAAUUAAUGAAAAAUAAAUACAAGAGUUUAAGAAUGAUAUUGAUUCAGAAAACGUUAAGCCUAAUUUUAUUGGGCCUCAAGAAAGACUUAUAAUCUUCUUAUGUAGAUAAAUUACUAAUAAAAAUUAAGUUAUUUUACAAUAAAUUAUAAGGUAAGUCAUCAAGUAAACAGAUUUUUUGGAAAUUUAUUCAGCCGUUCCAAAUGAAUAAACUAAAAUUAAUUUAACCCCCUCCUUUUAUCAAUGUUUAAUUCUAACUUUAGAAGAAUAUAUUCAAAUAUUAGAACAUUCUAAUAUCGAUACGAAAGAUGAAAUUAUAUUUAUUAAUGUUUUAAAAGAUGAAGCAGCAAACAAGGGUUUUGAUGAAGGAUACUAAUUAAAAUAAUUUCUUUUCAAAGAAUUUGAUAUAUAGAUGGAUGAUAUCAACUAUUUAAUCAACGAAUUCAAAAAAAAUUCAAUAAUUAUUCAAGGUCAAAGUCAGAAAGAAGAAGAUUUUAAAGGUAUUUAUUAUUAUUCUAUAUAUUUUAGAUGAAUUAAAAUCCUCUUCAGAAGAGUAGAAAAAGCGGAAGAAAGUUUCACUAUAUAGUCUAGAAAGUACAAUUAGACAAUAAGACAAUUUCAAAAAAAGAUGCUGA
This is a messenger RNA of Paramecium sonneborni, 3257 nucleotides long. Lineage: Eukaryota; Ciliophora; Oligohymenophorea; Peniculida; Parameciidae. The record is from the annotation of a GenBank genome assembly.